Aspergillus aculeatinus CBS 121060 is the source of this 1189-nucleotide messenger RNA. RefSeq lists its product as uncharacterized. Lineage: Eukaryota; Fungi; Ascomycota; Eurotiomycetes; Eurotiales; Aspergillaceae. The transcript has a single exon. The coding region runs from base 153 to 974 and encodes 273 amino acids. The record is from RefSeq and is a predicted model, not a curated record.
GAGCACAACGCAGACGUCAUUGAGCGCCGAUCGCGGCCAGCAGUCCAUCGAUCCAGCAAUCCUCUUGAUAGAGGGAUCGAUCCCGGCCUUCAGUUUCGCCCCCUCAAAAAUUCUCCGGUCAAAGAAACACCGCACGGGGAGCAACACAGGGUAUGCAGCCUGUACAAGAAUCUCAAGAAAGUUCGCCCGAUCGGCCAGGGACUCCGCCGCGCCCACCGUAUUCUCCUGUGACACCGACCUUUGCGCAUCUCGCACCUGUCAUCCCUCCCUCCGCGGCAAACGGGGUAUCGCACCCCAUCGUCCCUCCCGCCGCAUCGCCCUCUCCCACAACGGCAGCGCCGCCCUACAACGGCUUCACGCCGGACUUUGCUCCUCCCCCGCAGGCCCCGCGUGCAGCACCCUUCUUCGCUGCGGAACCCGCUCCAGUGCCCAUCUCCGAAAGCGAGAAUCCCGAUGCGAUUGCACUACGGUCUGCUAUCUCGAUCUUGCAGCUCCAGAAGCAGCAGAGCCUGCGAGAUAUCCGGACAUUGGAUGAAAUGAAACGAGCGGCGGCGGCGGACCCGGAAGGCUUUGCGCGCGAACUGGCUGCGGGGAAUCUCACGGCGAAGGAUAAGGGCGGGUUUAUCAACUUCAGCCAUGACACUAUGCAUGGGGACGAGGAUGAAGAUGAGGAUGAUGAGAUGGAGGAUGAUUCGAAGGAAGGGAAGGCAUCUGGUUUUGGAACGAUUCCCCCUCCCCAAAACGUGGUUCGGAUGCCUCCGAUCAACUGGGCCAAGUAUCAUAUCGUGGGCGAAUCGUUAGAUAAGAUGCACGAGGAACAGCGGCGCCGGCCAUCCGCGGGGGAGCCGCGAAGGGAUGAAAGCGUCCAGCGGGCCCCAGAGUAUCUCCUGGCUUCACCGUAUCGACCGUUGACGGAUAAGCUAGACAGCUCGAGCAAGGCCAAGGGGACUGGAGCCAAGAGCAAGAAGUCCUGAUCAAGCCUCAUUCUCUAAAUCAAAAUCUGUUCGGUAAAUCGACUAGACGGUGACAACAUUAGCAUUCAUAUCAAUGGCUAAGAUCACAGAAGCGUGCAGCAACCACAAAAAGAGAAUACUACCACACCUGCAGGAGACGUCCGCGUGUACAGUACAUGACAUGUGGAAUUUUCCCAGCGACAUCACAACCAAUCAAGCACACUUGAAAUCCUUCA